This is a messenger RNA of Ipomoea triloba (trilobed morning glory), 1940 nucleotides long. RefSeq names its product berberine bridge enzyme-like 15. The transcript has a single exon. NCBI's taxonomy places the organism in Eukaryota, Viridiplantae, Streptophyta, Magnoliopsida, Solanales, Convolvulaceae. Bases 16 to 1641 code for a protein of 541 amino acids. Gene Ontology annotation, molecular function: oxidoreductase activity; FAD binding. The record is from RefSeq and is a predicted model, not a curated record.
UCUCACAAGACAACGAUGCAGACAUCUUCCGCUACUUCCAUCUUUCUGUCUCUUUCUUCACUGCUUCUUCUCUUCUCCUCCAAUUCACGGGCUGAAUCACCCGACAUCACCCACGAACAUUUUCGCCGCUGUCUCAUCCGAAUCUCCCAAAACUCAGCUUUCUCCGACGAUGUUUACACGCCCGACAACCCCUCCUUCUUGCCCAUCCUACAAUUCUCCAUCCACAACCGCAGAUUCAACACCACCCACACCCCACGCCCGCGCAUCAUAGUCACGCCGCGCCAGGAGUCCGAGGUGCCGGCGGUCGUGUAUUGCGCCAAGGAACAUGGCGUCCAGGUCCGCGUCCGAGGCGGCGGCCAUGACUAUGAAGGGCUGUCCUACACUACGGAUUACGGGAACCCGUUCCUCGUACUGGAUCUCGCCAACCUGAGGAACAUCACGGUCGAUGCGGAGGCCAAAACGGCGUGGGUCGGCGCCGGAUCCACCAUUGGACAAGUGUAUUAUUCGGUUUCGGAGAAGAGUAAAACGCUGGGGUUUCCGGCGGGUGUUUGCCCCACCGUUGGAGUCGGAGGGCACUUUAGCGGCGGAGGGUACGGUGUUUUGCUCAGAAAAUAUGGUCUUUCCGCGGAUAACAUAAUCGAUGCCCGCUUGGUUGAUGCGAAUGGGAGGAUCCUGGAUAGGAAAACCAUGGGGAAAGAUCUGUUCUGGGCGAUUAGAGGGGGUGCAGGGAAUAGCUUUGCAGUGAUUCUUGCAUGGAAGAUACGUUUAGUUGAUGUACCAGAAACCGUCACGGUUUUCACCAUCAAAAAAAAUCUGGACGAUAUCGGCACAAGAUUGGUACACAAAUGGCAGUCUAUUGCUCCCAAAUUAAACAAAGAUUUGUUCAUCAGAGUCCUCAUAAAUAGAGUGAACUCCACCGCCGAAAAUCCAACCAUUCAAGCCGCCUUCAACUCCCUCUAUCUCGGCAGGGCUAACAAAUUGCUCCCAAUCCUCCAAAAAAGGUUCCCAGAGCUAGGGCUAACCAAGGAAGAUUGCAGGGAAAUGAGCUGGGUCGAAUCCUGUCUAUACUUUGCAGGAUUCCCAAUCGGAACACCCACAAACGUUUUACAACGCAGGGUUCAAUUAUCCAGGGUGCAGUAUUUCAAGGCAAAAUCUGACUACGUGAAAACCCCAAUCCCCAUGGAAGGACUAGAAGGGAUCUGGGAAUUUUUCUUCAAAGACGAAGGCGCAUCGGCCGAGCUGAUCUUGAACCCAUACGGGGGAAGAAUGAGGGAGAUUUCAGAGUCAUCAAUCCCAUUCCCUCACAGAGAUGGGAAUCUGUACAAAAUCCAGUAUUUGGCGUACUGGAAUACAGAUGACAGUAAGGCUUCUGUGACUGAGAGGCACAUAAGUUGGAUGAGAAAGCUGUAUGCUUACACAACUGCCUUUGUGUCCAAGCACCCAAGAGAAGCGUACGUGAAUUACAGGGAUCUUGACAUUGGGAUAAACAAUGAAGGCAACACAAGCUUUGCACAGGCCCGCAAGUGGGGGAUAAAGUAUUACAAGAAUAAUUUCGACAGGUUGGUUACUGUGAAGACCAAGGUUGAUCCCACCAACUUCUUCAGGAAUGAGCAAAGCAUUCCUCCACUUACACCCUCGUGACGCUGGGAAAAGAGACGCCAGGCUUCAUUCUUGCAAAAGAUGAAAACCGCAUGCAUGUUAUAAUAAGGCACCGUUGAAUAUCCAUGAUUUAAUUAAUUUACUCCUCUCCAUUAUAUUAUUUUGUUGCAUUAUUGUAUUUCAAGGACUUUUCCAUUACGUGUAUGUGAAGUCUUUUCCUCAUUUUUGUUCACACUAAAUGCUUACUAUACAUUGGAGUUUGUACGAUUAUGGUUCUGGUUGGUGCAAUACAGUGGUUUUAAUAUAACUCAUUGGUAUAUGAAUUGAAAUGUUAUCCAUUA